Molecule: messenger RNA, 844 nt
Organism: Cantharellus anzutake
Lineage: Eukaryota; Fungi; Basidiomycota; Agaricomycetes; Cantharellales; Hydnaceae
Exons: 2
Coding region: 144-578 (144 amino acids)
Molecular function (GO): protein binding
Source: RefSeq, a predicted model, not a curated record
GGCAGGAGCCAAGUCAAAGGAGGUGUUUCCUUCUUAUGUGGUGCACCAGAGGUGGCCCGUUGAACAGGGAGGCGGCAGCACCCGACUCCGCGAGCAGCCCGUGAUCCUUGUGCACACAACACCAGUCUCUGCGCUUCAAGCCCAUGAGCAUUGCGGAACUUUCAACUGAAACCUUGACUCAUGUGCUCAGCAAGCUUGAAUACUUCGAAAUAUUAAAAGCCCGAAGGGUGUGCAAUCAGUGGAAGCAAAUUAUUGACAGUUCAUUGCUGUUGCAAUAUUUGACGGAGUUGGGAUGCCAUGGCAAAGUGGAGGGCUGUUCGGCCAAGUUGACCACUGCUGAGAAGCUACAGCGGCUCCUAUUGCACGAGCAUCGAUGGAUUAGCUUAGAACCCCGCAGCGUGUGCGAGAUAGAACCCCCGUCAGACGACAUCUACGAAUUCGCAUGCUCAGUAGUCGGGGCAGGAAGGAGAUGCUCUCCUAUGGACCUAUUUUUUGCGGAGGCAAGUGGUUGGUCGCGCCCCAUCUGGCAUGUGGUAACAACCCCCAGCUUCCUUCAGCCGUCAAUGGCACGCCAUUAAGAACGUGGACGCACCAAGAUUCCUCUUUGUUACUUCGCGAUUUUACAAUGGAUCCGAGUCAGGAUUUACUUGUUCUGCUAACAUACAGCAGCCGCAAUGCCGGCUCGAGAUUUGAAUGGAAUAUUCGUCUUCAUUCGUUAUCUACCAACAAGGCACAUAGCCGGGCAAAAAAUCCAAUAUUUCCCCUGAAACUUGCGAUUAUGCCUGGGGGAUCAUUUUAUAUUCAAGUGUUUGGAGAGACUCUUGCACUCCUAGAGCCAAACUUG